AUGGUUCUCAAGACCAGGGUCACCGAGUUGCUCAAGAUCGAGCACCCCAUCAUCCAGGGGGGCAUGCACCACGUCGGGUACGCCACCCUCGCGGCGGCGGUGUCCAACGCGGGCGGGCUCGGCACCGUCACCGCCCUGACCCAGCGCACGCCGGAGCUCCUCCGGGACGAGAUCCGCGCGUGCAAGGCUCUGCUGAAGCCCGGUAAGCCGUUCGCGGUGAACUUUACGCUUCUGCCGAGCCUCGCGCCGCCCGACUACGGCGCCUACGCCCAGGUGAUCGUCGACGAGGGCGUGCCGGUGGUGGAGACGGCGGGCAGAAAUCCGGGCAAGUGGAUCGCCUUCUUCAAGAAGCACGGCGUCACGGUGGUGCACAAGUGCGUCGCCAUCAAGCACGCGCUCACCGCGCAGAGGCUCGGCGCCGACUGCAUAUCCAUGGACGGGUUCGAGUGCGCGGGUCACCCGGGCGAGGACGACGUGGGCAACCUCGUGCUGCUGGCCAAGGCGAGGACGGCACUGACGAUCCCGUACGUGGCGUCGGGGGGCGUCGGCACCGGAGAGCAGCUCGCCGCGUGCCUCGCGCUGGGCGCCGACGGCGUGAACAUGGGCACGAGGUUCAUGGCCACGAAGGAGGCGCCGGUUCACGACGGCAUCAAAACGGCGCUGGUCAAGGCGGACGAGAGGAGCACCACGCUGGUGAUGAAGUCGGUUGGCAACACCGAGCGGGUGUAUAAAAACGACGUGGCGCGGCGGGUGCAGGAGAUUGAACGGGAAAAUCCGGGAAAGAUCGAGGCCAUACGGCACCUGGUCAGCGGGGAGAACUACAGGAAGAGCUUUCAGGAGAGCGGCGACCCCGACAGCAGCGUUUGGUCGUGCGGGGUGGUCAUGGGCCUCAUCGACGACGUCCCCACGUGCGAGGAGCUGAUACUAAGGAUGGUGGCAGACGCGGAGCGGGUCAUCACAAAAAGGUUACCCUCCAUGGUGGGUGGGCGGAGUGGCGGGCUGUGGUCCAUGGUGGCCGGACGGAGCAGGCUGUGA
Molecule: messenger RNA, 1035 nt
Organism: Micromonas commoda
Lineage: Eukaryota; Viridiplantae; Chlorophyta; Mamiellophyceae; Mamiellales; Mamiellaceae
Exons: 1
Coding region: 1-1035 (344 amino acids)
Molecular function (GO): nitronate monooxygenase activity
Source: RefSeq, a predicted model, not a curated record